AUGUAUGAACAUUUGGGAGGUGUGGUGCCCAUGGUCCACCUCAUACCACCCUCUCGUCCCUUUCCCGUUUUUCCUCGCGUCCGCCUUGUGUCCCGCCCUCCGUUUUCUCUCGUUAGAUCAGUCGUGGGGUGUUUUCUGUCCUGUGAAGUGUCGUUACAAGGGUGUGCAGACGUUUGGCCCACUCAGAAACGGUGUAUAAACUUCGUAAAAGUGACGCAGUUGGUGGGCGGCGACCCGGUGGAGUUCGAGCAGGCGGAGUACGAGGUGACGGUGCCGGAGAACACGCUCGCUGACCACCUUCUUCGGCUCUCCGCGAGGGUGGUGACAGGCGGCGCGGCGGUUCGGUACAGCAUCAGGGAAGGUAACGAGGAGGGUCUUUUUUACCUGCACCCCGCCUCGGGAAGCCUCGCCCUCAGGCAGCCCCUUGACUAUGAGUUCAGGCAGCAGUACGAGCUGGUGGUGGAGGCGGCGGCGGGCGAGGCGCGGGGCGAGGCUCGGGUGUUGGUUCGGGUUGACGACCGGAACGACCACGCGCCGGUGUUCCUGAGGGCGUUGCACGAGACCCAGAUCACGGAGGAGGAUAACAGACACCUGCCCAAAGUUAUCCUGAAGCACGUGACGGCGGUGGACGGGGAUGCUGGUCGGUUCGGCAGCCUCAUCUACAGUAUCUCCGGGGACGGCAUCUUCAGCAAUGGGUCGCGGCCUUGCUUCUCGCUCGACGCUGCCUCCGGGACUGUGCUGCUUCUGAGGCCCCUGGACCGCGAUCCCCCCCACGGACGGCCACAGUGGCGCCUCCGGGUGACGGCCACGGACGGGGAGCUUGAGGCGCACACCGACGUCCGUGUUAACCUCAAGGACGCCAACGACAAUGCGCCCUUCUUCCCCUCGCGCACGACCGUCGCCGCCGUGCCCGAGAACAUCCCCGUCGGCACCUCCGUCACGCGGGUCGAGGCCACGGACUACGACGACCCCGAUGAAGGAGACAACGCCAAGGUCACGUUUUCGCUGGAGAAGAACGCGAUCGACGAGUCCACCGGCAGGUCCAUUUUUGAGAUCGACAGUGAGCUCGGCGUCAUCAGCACGGCGCUCUGCUGCCUCGACCGGGAGAAGACGCAGCGCUACGUUCUUCAGGUGGUGGCUACUGACGGCGGUGGGCUGAAGGGCACAGGCACGGUCGUAGUGGACGUGGACGAUGAGAACGACGUGUCUCCGAGGUUCUCAAGGUCGGAGUGGACGCUGGACGUGCCUGAGAGCCUCGAGCCGGACCAGGUCUUGGCCACCCUGACUGUCGUGGACCCUGACGCCACCAACGACUUUGCCUUCAGGGUGGUGCCGGGCAGCGGGCGGGGUUGGCAGAUGUUCCGUGUGGAGGGCGUGCCGGGGGCGCUGCCUGCCGGGAACCUGGUGUCCGUGGAGCCGCUGGACUACGAGGACCCGGACCACCGCCAGGGCUUCACCUUCAGGGUACAGGUGACCGACAGGGGUGAGGAUGGCUGGGGGCGGAAGGAGCACGUGGCGGAGGCGUGGGUGAAGCUGAGCCUGGCGGACGAGAACGAUAACGACCCCGUGUUUAGCGAGGACGCAGCAAGUCUAUCCCUUCCUGAAGACACCCCGCGCGGCGCCCUCCUCGCUUCCUUCACCGCCCUCGACCCGGAUAGAGGCGGGCAGAGUCGCGUGCAGUACCAAGUGGCUCCCUCUAGUGACCCCGCCCGCCUGUUUGCCGUGGACGAGAGCGGGGCGGUGCGUCUUGUGGGAGAACUCGACAGGGAGGCCGCGGACACUCACAACGUGCUGGUGUUGGCGGUGGAUGACGGAACGCCGCCCAGAACAGCCACCGCCACCCUCGCUAUCAACGUGACAGACGUGAACGACAACCCGCCGUUCCUGGCGGAGCCCCGCGAGGUGCAGGUGACGGAGAACAGUGAGGCGCAGCAGGUGGCGCAGGUCAGGCUGGGCGACCCCGACGACUGGCGGCAGGGCCACGGGCCGCCCUUCACCAUCGCCCUGGACCCCCGCGCGCCGCCCCACGUCGCCGAGAGCGUCAGGGUCACGCUGGACACCCGCGGGGACGACGGGCGCGGCGUGGGCGUGGUGUGGACGCGGGCGGCGCUGGACCGCGAGGAGCGCCCCGCCCUGCUGGUGCCGCUGGUGGUGGGCGACGCCGGCUGGCCGUCCCUCAGCGCCACCGUCACCCUCACGCUGCACGUUGCCGACAUCAACGACAACCCCAUGGCGCCCGCCGCCAAGACGGUCACCGUGCACACGCUGCAGCGCCAGGGGUCGGCGGUGCCCCUGGGGCGGGUGUACGUGCAGGACCCCGACGACUGGGACGCCGCGGACAAGACCUACGCCUGGCAGGACCCUCAGGCGGGCUUCUUCCUCGACACCACCAGCGGCCACCUCACCAUGGCGCCCUCCACGCCGGACGGCAGGUAUGAGCUCAGGUUCGUGGUGAGCGACAGCAGCCAGGGACAGGAGGGCGUGGAGGCGAAUGUGACGGUGCGAGUCAUGCUUUUGUCCCGCGACGAGGUGGUCCACGCUACGCCCGUCACGCUAGCCGUCCCCAGUCACAGCGUGGUGCGGCGAGAGAGAGAGAGCGGAGUUUCGCUGCUAAACCGCUUGGUGUCCGCCGUGGCCUCGCGUGUGGGCGGGGCUGACGGGGCGGUGCGCGUGGUCACUGUACAGCCGCUCACAGAGAACGGGAUGCCGGCCACGCGCGUCUGGCUGUCCGCCGUGGGAAUCGCUAAUUUCGACUACAUCCUGCUGUAUCACAUGAGAGAGCUGAGCGAGUCGCUGGGCGUCAAGGUGCAGGUGGGCGUGGUCACGUGCCGUGAAGACCCCGCCCCGGAGGCCGUGGCAGAGGAGCGGUGUGUGGGCGGCUGCUGGGUGGGCCUAGCCGACGACUUCACUGUGGUGGAAGCCGACUCCUCGGCGGUGGUGGGGCCGCGGGUGGUAGUGCGGGGCUCCUGUGGCUGCCCCGCCACCGCCACCACCACCACGCCUGCCCGGGCCCGCCCCUGCACCCCUGAGACCUGCUUCAACGGCGGCAGGUGCCUCAGCACCUCCUCGGGAACUCGGUGCAUCUGUCCUCACGGCACGUGGGGCUUCCGUUGCAAGGUGCUCGCCAGACACUUCGAGGGCGGCGGCGGCGGGCAUAAGGGCAGCGGAGCCGAGGGUGCGUGGGCGUGGGUGCCGCCAAUCCCGCCGUGCGCCGAGGUGCACGUGAGCCUGGAGGUGCUGAGCACGGCGGGGGCGGCGGCGCUGCUCUACGCGGGUCCAGAGCAGCAGGGCGCCGAGCAGGGGCCGGGCCGGGGCCGCCGCGACCUGCUGCUGCUGGAGCUGCGUCAGGGGCGGCCGGUGCUGCUGCUGGACCUGGGCGGCGGCCCCGUCACGCUCGCCCUCAACUCCUCCGCCUCGCUGGCCGACGACACGUGGCACAGGAUAGACCUCAUCUGGAAGGACGAGCUGGUGGAGAUGAUCGUGGACCUGUGUCUGGGGGGCCGCUGGGACGAGCCGCCGCCCACGCCUCCUCCCACCGCCACCAACACCUCGUUCACGCCCGUCCUGCCUGAAACGCACUCCUGCCGGGCCGUCACGAGGCUGCCUAGGGGCGACCGAGUCCUCAACGCCGGCGGGGUGCUGCAGGUGGGCGGGCUGGUGCACCCCCUGCCUGCCUUUACUGGGGGCGGAGGGCCACAGCCACGCCCCCCACACUUCCGCGGCUGCAUCAGGAACCUCAGAGUCAACGGCGAGCUGACGGACUUGGGCAGCAGCGUCCUGGGCCGCGGCAGCACGCCGGGCUGCCCCGCGGCGGACUGCCGCGCCCACCACGUCCCGUGUGGCCUCCACGGCAGGUGUCGCGGGUCGCCGGGGUCGCUGCGGUGCGAGUGUCAGCCGGGGUGGGGCGGGUCGGGCUGCGCCUCGCCCACCACGCCCGCCGCCUUCCUGCCCAACAGCUACGUCAAGCUGGCGCUCUCCUUCUCGCCGCUGGCCUACACCACCUCCAUCAGCCUCAGGUUCCGCACGCUGAGGCGGCGCGGCGAGCUGGUAGUGUUGUCGUCCCAGCACGGGCGGGACAGCUGGUCCGUGCAGCUGGUGGGCGGCCGCCUGUGCGCGGUGCUGCACCUCCACCCGCGGCCCCCGGCCUCGCUCUGCCUGUCGCGCGCCGCCCUCACCGACGGCCGAUGGCACGCCCUCGCCGCCACCAGGUACGGCUCGGCGAUCAUCCUGACGGCGGACGACGGGGACGGUGACCUGUACAACGCCUCGCUGCUGCUGCUGGAGGGGCGGCAGCUGCUGGAAGUGGACAAGCAGGAGGGCGUCUACGUGGGCGGGUCUCCACACUUCCACAGCGCGGGGCUUCUCAGGAUCCACAGCGAUUAUUUCGACGGCUGCAUCGACGACCUGCGCAUCGCGGGCCGCAGCGCUCCGCUGCCCCCCGCGGUGAACAGCACGCCCUGGGGCCAGGCCAGCGCCUUCAGGGGCGUGGAGCAAGGCUGCGGCGCCCCGUCCGCCUGCACCAACGUGACCUGCAGACGACCGCUCUCCUGCAUCGACACCUGGAGGUCCUACCACUGCGGGUGUGGUGAGGGCCGCGUACUGGGACGGAGUCGCGCGGCGUGUGAGGACGAGGACGAGUGUGCGUGGCGGCCGUGCCUCAGCGGCGGCUCCUGCCUCAACACCCAGCCAGGCUACGUGUGCUCCUGCCCUGCGGGGUUCAAGGGGCAGCACUGCCAGCUGCCCGAGGUGGGCCACACGUCCAUCCAGCUGCCCGUGGGCGUCCUGGUGACGAUAGCCGUGUGGUGCGUCUUCCUUCUCUUGGUGCUAUGCGCUGUCCUGUUGCAUCGUCGGGCCGCGUUGCGCAGAAGUUUUGCGGACGCCAAGGAUAUCACGUCGGGCUGCAAGGGUGAGCCUCUCCCGCCGCACAGCCAGACGUCCAGCAUCAUGGAGCUGCAGCUGCUGAAGCCUCCCCCGGCCAACGGCCAGCCAGCCUGGACCAGGAACCCCAACAUAGCAGAUGUGGACGUGCUGCGCGUGGACGCCAUCACGCCGGCCAGCAGCGGCGAGGAGGCGGGAGAGGGCGGCGUCAGUCGUGGGUGCUCGCCGCAGCAGCGGGUGGGCAGGAGAGGCAGCAGGGGCGGCCCAGGGAGCACGCCGCCCGCCAGGGAUGACCUCAGGAACUAUGCUUACGAGGGCGACGGCUCUUCCCCGGGGUCGCUUUCCUCCUGCGAGUGUGUGACGAAGGACAGGCUCCGCGGCGGCUUCCUGAAGGGGCGCGACAAAGGCCUGACGCAAGUUUGAUGGACAGCGUCGGGUCGUUAUGCAGUGCAGGGAGGCUUCGGCGAAGAACGAGUCGCGUUACCUAACAUUUUAUACAUUUAUUUUUGCAAAAAGAGUAAAGUUUUAAUAAAAAUUAUCGG
Eriocheir sinensis (Chinese mitten crab) is the source of this 5420-nucleotide messenger RNA. RefSeq names its product putative neural-cadherin 2. Gene Ontology annotation, biological process: homophilic cell-cell adhesion. The transcript is spliced from 28 exons. The record is from RefSeq and is a predicted model, not a curated record. Bases 1 to 5301 code for a protein of 1766 amino acids. Gene Ontology annotation, molecular function: cadherin binding; calcium ion binding. Lineage: Eukaryota; Metazoa; Arthropoda; Malacostraca; Decapoda; Varunidae. Gene Ontology annotation, cellular component: catenin complex; plasma membrane.